UUGAGCAGCAGCACGGUGCCUGAGAGGCGGUAGCUAGCUGUGUAAAGAGCAUUGCGAGUCAAGCUGCUCCUACUUGGUUGCUAAAUUUAAAAUAGUGUUGGUUCUUCGAGAUGGAUAUGAAGAAGAGAAUUCAUCUAGAACUUCGAAAUCGAACUCCAUCAGACGUUAAAGAACUUGUUCUAGACAACUGUCGUUCCAAUGAAGGUAAAAUCGAGGGCCUUACAGAUGAAUUUGAAGAACUGGAAUUCUUAAGUACAAUCAACGUAGGCCUAACGUCAGUUGCAAAUUUGCCUAGGUUAAACAAACUUAAAAAGCUUGAGCUCAGUGAUAACAGAAUCUCAGGGGGACUUGAAGUGCUGGCGGAAAAAUGUCCAAAUCUUACACACCUCAAUCUCAGCGGUAACAAAAUCAAAGACCUCAGCACAAUAGAACCUCUGAAAAAGUUGGAAGGCCUGAAAAGUUUAGACUUGUUCAACUGUGAGGUGACAAACCUGAACGACUACAGAGAAAAUGUGUUCAAGUUGCUUCCCCAGUUGACGUACCUUGAUGGGUAUGACAAAGAAGAUAAAGAAGCACCAGACUCUGACACAGAGGCCUACGUCGAGGGUCUGGAUGACGAUGAUGACGACGACGAGGAUGAUGUAGAGGAGGAAGAGUAUGAUGAAGAUGCUGCUCCUGGAGAGGAGGAGGAAGAAGAGGUAGAGGGGGAAGAGGAUGAGGAAGAAGGAGAAGAGGAUGAUGAAAUUAGUGGAGAGGAGGAGGAGGAGGAAGAGGUGAAUGAUGGCGAAGAGGAUGAUGACGACUACGAGGAGGAAAGGGGUCAGAAAAGGAAAAGAGAAGCAGAUGAGGAAGGGGAAGAUGAAGAUUAAAAUGACCCACUCAGCCCUUGUUGUGAUCUGACUGUUUUAACCCUGUAUUUCCCUUGUAUUAUUUUGUCAAGAUGUCAUGUUGCAUUGGGAAUGGGAGGUGUAAACUAGGUUUGGUGUGGGGGACAAGGGAUGGGGAUAUUGUAAUUUUAUUUUCUCCCCUUUGUUACCAUUUUCUCAACAUUUUGUUUACUUUAAAAUACAGAAAAUAUAGUAAUUUCUUGAUGUCUAAAAAGACAGUAGUUCAUCCAUUGCAAGGUUUUGACCCUCCCCUUAAUGUUAAUGCCUAAUUGUGUAUACAGGUUGCUGAUGACUCGUGUGUUUAAAGAAAAAAAUGAAGAUAUACCAAAAACCUUUUAGAGAGCAUGUGUGGAUUUUCUUUAUGUUGACUACUGGUUUUCAAGAAUUGCCUAUACAGACCUACCUUUUAUUUUCUUUCGUUUUAGUGUAAAAUGUGCUUAUGUGAUGUCAUCGGUAUGUAUGUGUGAGAGUGUGUAUGCCUGUGUGUGCUGUUAAGGCAUGGAGAAGAAUGCAUCAUUCUGUCAUUUUGGAACCUGCACAUAAAUUGUCUCAAUGUGAUAUAAUUUCUGUAUGUUCUGUUAGAGAAUGUCUGCCAUUAUCAGGAAAUUGAUUUUCUUCUGCUUGAAUAGUUCGGAUAUUACGUGUUCUCUGUAAAUAGUGACCAAAUCUUUUUUUCUAUACUUUUUUGAUAAUGGCAGACAUUUUCAUAAUUAGUUUGUUGUACCAAAUUAACUGUAAUAAAAUGAAAUUUGAAA
Molecule: messenger RNA, 1642 nt
Organism: Scleropages formosus (Asian bonytongue)
Lineage: Eukaryota; Metazoa; Chordata; Actinopteri; Osteoglossiformes; Osteoglossidae
Gene: anp32a
Product: acidic (leucine-rich) nuclear phosphoprotein 32 family, member A
Exons: 7
Coding region: 111-869 (252 amino acids)
Biological process (GO): regulation of apoptotic process
Cellular component (GO): nucleus
Molecular function (GO): histone binding
Source: RefSeq, a predicted model, not a curated record